Molecule: messenger RNA, 984 nt
Organism: Solanum verrucosum
Lineage: Eukaryota; Viridiplantae; Streptophyta; Magnoliopsida; Solanales; Solanaceae
Product: bax inhibitor 1-like
Exons: 8
Coding region: 1-984 (327 amino acids)
Cellular component (GO): membrane
Source: RefSeq, a predicted model, not a curated record
AUGAGUUUAAGUAAAGUUGAGAUCAUUCCUCUACAAAGAAUUGUUCGAGAUGAUCCUGCUAGGCGUAAUGUCGAGGAACAAGGGGUACCUAAUGCACCUGAAGUGCAACCCCAAGUCGAAGUCACCAAUGGUGAGUUUAAGGAAGCGAUCAGAAUCACUACUGAGGAUCCGGAAAAUUUUGUUGAGGAACUGCAAAAGGUGUUUGAGGUUAUGCACGUUGUCGAUGCUAAGCGAGUGGAACUAGAUGCAUAUCAAUUGAAGAGUGUUGCCAGGACUUGGUUUGACCAGUGGAAGAAGGGUAGAGCUGAGGGUGCACCAAUUUUGAGUUGCGCUAUGUUUGAAGAGGUUUUCUUGGGGAAUUUCUUUCCCCGUGAACUGAGAGAACCCAAGGUAUAUCUUACUCUCUUCUUUGCCAUGUUGAGCUUUACUUCUGGAUCCUUCUCGCACUGGAUAUGGGAAGCGGGAGGCCGGUUCACAAUCCUUUCUUCUGUAGCAAGUUUACUCUGUCUUUACUUUAUAUCACCAUUGGGAGUGAGGACGAGGGUCUUACUCUUGAUGAUUGCUGCCUUUUCCAUCGGCGCUUCUGUAGGCAUUUUUACCAAAUAUUUCUUUGAAAUAGAUCAAGAGCUUGUUUGCCGCCUUUUGGCACCUCCAACACUUGGCAUUGGAAUUAUCUGGUUUGGAUCCACGUUUACGAGGGAAAGGAGUGCAAUCUACAUGGGCAGCCUGUUCUAUUCUUCUCUUCUAUUUUUCUCCACCUUUAAUGCUAGUAAUUCAGAAUACAUUGACAGCCAUACAGCGCAUCGGAUGUUAAAGGUAUGCAUUGUGUUUGCAUUGUUCAUGGGAUACCUUGUGGUAUAUAGCCAAGAGAUAUUGUAUGAUGCUCACUUUGGAGAAAUUAACUUUGUCAAUCGCACACUCUCCAUCUUCUUCCGUUUACCGGGUAUAUUGUUCCAUGCUGCAAGACUAUGCCUGGUUGCAUAA